AUGGGAGGGAGGAAAGAUACUACCUGGUGGCUUGCUGUGACUUCAAGUGAGAGAGCUGAAGAGAGAUUUCUAAUAGUUCGUGUCAAUCAUAGAGGUGGUGAGAAUGAGAAUGAGAGUGGACAUAGAGACACUAUGGUGGUGCUUGGAGGUGGUCAGGAUGCAUCAGCUGUCACAACCACCGAUCAUCGUGCUGGAAAGUUUGAGGCCAAAUUUUUUGACAAGAUUCUUCAAGAGGAAAUAGGAGGUGUGAAAGGGCACUUUGGACCAAUAAAUGCUUUGGCCUUCAACCCCGAUGGAAAAAGAAUUAUGGAUCUGUGGGCAAUUGGUAACUCGCAUGCUAGGGCUAUUAAAAGCUUUGAAGAUUUAUGGGUGGAAGAUAGUUUGUACAGUUUUCAGUUCAAAAGGGUUAAAUAG
Ilex paraguariensis (yerba mate) is the source of this 414-nucleotide messenger RNA. Lineage: Eukaryota; Viridiplantae; Streptophyta; Magnoliopsida; Aquifoliales; Aquifoliaceae. The record is from the annotation of a GenBank genome assembly.